Anopheles arabiensis is the source of this 3522-nucleotide messenger RNA. RefSeq names its product villin-like protein quail (gene qua). Gene Ontology annotation, biological process: actin polymerization or depolymerization; barbed-end actin filament capping; actin filament severing. The transcript has 5 exons. Gene Ontology annotation, molecular function: phosphatidylinositol-4,5-bisphosphate binding; actin filament binding. Gene Ontology annotation, cellular component: cytoplasm; actin cytoskeleton. Bases 610 to 3243 code for a protein of 877 amino acids. Lineage: Eukaryota; Metazoa; Arthropoda; Insecta; Diptera; Culicidae. The record is from RefSeq and is a predicted model, not a curated record.
CAGCAGCGCGCAAGUCGUUUGUUCGCGUUUUGUGCUCGCUGUUGAGUUUUGUUUUUUGUUUUUUUUUUGUUUUUCCUGUUGUUGUUUGCUGUUCAUUUUUCGCUCACUGUCUCCCGCGGGUUCUUUUCAUUUCCUGCUUUGCAAAGCGCAAAACUGCAAUUGGGACUAAUUGGUUUGUGUCGUGUAGUGUCGUGUAUGGUGUAAGUGAAGAAAGAAAAUCAUCUUUAGCACAGUUGGAAGCAUAGUUGUAUUUUCUUCCCCUUUUGGUGGAAAAUUGGACGGGAAGUGAACAAGAAGCUUCGAAACGCACACACACAUGCAGUGCAUACGCAGUAGAAAAGUGGAAAUGUUUUCUUGGAGCGAUUAGUGAGCUAGUUUGUGAUUUGUGUGAUAGUUUCUUGGAGAAGAUAUUCUCUUCCCUUCCCUUGCGGUGGCAAUUAGCCAGCGUGAACUCUGUGGCAAACUCGUCAACUUUAUCGUGAUAGUUAAAGCUUUAGAUUGAUAAGCAGUGUGUGUGUGUGUGCAAAACGUUUGCGCAGGUUAAUUGGGCAGAAAUAGCGCUUUGUUGUCUGCCCGUGAAGAACGCGUGAGAAACGCCAAGUCGCCAAGAUGCAGAUACUGGAUAUAAAUCAGAAAGAUUAUGAUCAGAAGCGUCCGGUGUACGAGGACAUCAAGAUUGAUACCGCGUUCCGGAAGAUUAGUCCCCGCUCGAUCGGCUUCCACGUCUGGCGCAUUCAGCAGGAUCAUGUGGAGACACUGCCAAAGGAACAGUACGGUACGUUCUAUGACGAGUGUGCGUACGUCAUCUAUGCUGCGUCGCUUGCGGGGACCACCUGCGAUAAGAGCACUAUUAGCCGUGAAAUCAAAACUCCUGGAGCGGCAAUCGAGCGCAACAUUCACUUCUGGCUUGGUGCUAACAUUCCUGCGGAACGUUCGAAAUCUGCGGCGUACAAGAUAAUUGAGCUGGAUCUACAUCUCGACCACAAAACGACGCAGUUCCGGGAGUCGCAGGGUAACGAGGGCAUACGCUUUCUGUCCUACUUCAAGGAUGACGGUAUCCUUGUCCAUUCUGGUAGCGAUGCAUCUUCAACUCCAACCGACCCAAGGCUGUAUCAAAUUUCCGGGACAGCUCCGCAACGCUGCGUCCAGCAGAAAACGAUCAGCUGGCAGUGCUUCAACAGCGGUCAGGUGAUGAUCCUCCAGACGGCAUCGAUCGUGUUCGUGUGGAUUGGUCGUUCGACCGGCUCGGUCGAGCGGAUCUUUGGCAUACGGAUGGGUGAACGGCUCAAGCAACAGCACACCAUUGCCGAGCUGGCGAUCGUGGACGAUGGUUACGAGCAGUCGAUGAGCAUCGCCCGGAAGGAGGUCUGGAACGGGUAUCUAAAUCUGGCCAAACGCUUCGUCAAACCGAUGCCCCUCACGUCGACCGUCGCCGAGCGGCUGCUGAAGCUGUACCACUGUGACACAGUGAACGGUGUGUUCCGGGUGGAGUUGGUAAAGACGGGUGCGCUCGAGCAAGCGGAUCUGUACGGGCGGGACAGUAUCUACAUUGUGGAUUACUUCCCACAAGCGAUCUGGAUCUGGAUUGGGCGCAGCUCCCACAAACAGAAUCGGGCAGAAGCGAUGCGCCAUGUGCGGGGGUACGUCAUCAAGAAGGGUUAUCCCGCGGGUACACCUGUGGCGCGUGUUAUUGAUGGCCUUGAGCCGGCCGAGUUUGUGAGCCUCUUCCCGGCGUGGACCAGCGCCGACAUUAACGGGAACACGGUGAAGGGGCUGUCGGAGAAGUUUGACGCACUGACGCUGAUACAGCGCCCCCGGAUGGCGGCCAAGAUACAGCUGAUGGACGAUGGGUCGGGCGACAUGACCGUGUACCAGAUCGGCAUCGAUGAGGUGAAAGAGAUCCCGAACAAGUACGCAAAAACGUUUUACUCGGGCAACUGUUACGCGGUGCACUACGAGGUCGCUUGCAGUACGGAGAACGCGAACGGUUCACUGCCAAACUCGAUCCGUAAUGUGGUCUAUCUGUGGUGUGGAUUGAAUGCACCGCCCGAGCAUCGUACGAUUGGCGAAGCGUUCCUGGCCGAGCUGUGCGAGCAUCUGAAGAAGAACGUGGUGCAGGUACGCAUUGCGGAGGGCAUGGAGCCGCCCCACUUUCUGCAGAUCUUCAAGGGAUCGCUGAUCGUGCUGAAUGCGCAAGAUCCGAGUCUGGAGCAGGCGGGCGCUGUAGUUAACAUACGCCAGUACCCCACGAGCUUCGUGCUGAAGGUGGUGGGGAAUGCGACUUACACCUGCAAGGCGGUGCAGGUGUCGAGCAAGACGCUGUACUAUCCGGAAGAUUGCUACAUCCUGAAGGCGCCGGACAAUGAGGUGUGGAUCUGGUGCGGCCAGUACUCGACGGGAGAUUCGCGCGAGAUGGCCAAGUCGAUCGCGGGCCAGCUCGGGGAGUACAGUCUCGUGAUGGAGGGCAAUGAGACGGACGAGUUCUUCAACUCGGUGGGCGAGAAGUUCCUGAAGCAGCUGAAGAAGACGACCACGGCGGGUAAUAUUAUAACGCCCGCGGUACAGACGAACGUGGCGCAGACGUGGGACCGGGCCGUGAUUGGGCUGUACCGCUGUCAGUUGCUGGAGGAUGGGAAGCCAACGUUGAGACAGAUCUUUGGCUUUUCGCAGCAGGAUCUACGGCCGGACAGUAUCUUCCUGCUGGAUGCGGGCAGUAUCGUGUACGUGUGGAUUGGGGAGCAGACGGUGGUGGAAGAGCGGGCCCAGUGUUGGGAGCUGGCGAGGCAGUUGAUCGCGACGCAUCCGGUGCAGCGCGAUACGGCAAUGCCGAUCGCUGCCGUACGGCAGGGUGAGGAACCGAUCACGUUCGUGGGCUUUUUUGAUAGCUGGGACAGGAAGCGUUUUGAGUCGUGUGUGCUGUAUGAAAAUCUGCGAAGCGAAAUCGAAUAUCCGAACGGUGUUGGAGCUGGUGGACGGUUGCCGGGUGCUCCCAUUCCCGUGCCCCGCUCGUCCGUGCGGAGUGAUGAUGGGAGUGGUGAUGAUUUCGACCGAUACCAAAAGUACCCGCUAGAUAUGCUGCGUGGCGAUGCGGCCAAUCUGCCGGCCAGUGUCAAUCCGACGCGCAAGGAGAUCCAUCUGACGCACGACGACUUUGUGACGGUGUUCAGCAUGACGUACCACGAGUUCGAGGAGCUGCCCAAGUGGAAGCAGGUGGAGCUGAAGAAGCAGAAGAAACUGUUUUGAGCCAGGUUGGGCUGUUAGGGAGGGGGGAGUUGUUACUAGAUGGAUGCUAUUAGUGUAUUGCGUUUUUCGAUUGCGAUUGUAUUUUACGCACCAAAGCAAAGGUUGUUGCGCGUUAUGGUGCAUUUUAUUUAUCCGUUAUGUGGUUUAAUAUUUGUAAUAUUUUUAACCUGAAACCUUUUUUUCCUUUUUUUAAUACAUGAAAGCAAAAUAAACGCUUACACUACACACGUUUUUAUUUGAAAAUAAACUGAAUUAAAAUCAUCUGUUUGAUUACUUUUA